AUUGUUUUAAAAUACAUAUUGAUUAAAGCGGAUCCCCAUUAUGUAAAAUAAAUAUGGUCACUUAUUUGUAUUUUUUAUUUUUAAAAUGGAUAAUAAUGACAGUUUUAGACAAACACUGGCAACUGAUGGUCCUCAGAGGACAGUUACACAGUUACUACCGAUAGAACCUGAGGUGGUUGAUUUUUUAGUCAGGCUACAUGACAAUUUGUACCGGAAAAACGCAGAAGCACUCAAAAAUUUAUACGAACAAGAACUGAAUGUGAUAACUGAUAAAUAUUUCAAGUCCUCAAGGUGGCCUUCCAUAUCAGAUGUGGCAGGAUUCUAUAGCCAAUCGGGAAGAUUCCACAACUUGAUAAUGGCCUUAUAUGCAGAAAUAUACUAUCGUCACGCCUUUUAUCUAGGAGAAGCCAGUUACGAGGAUAGAGUGGAUUCCUGGAACAAAUAUGUGAGGCUUUUGACAUACUUUAUAGAAGAAUGUAAUAAGCCCGAAGGAAGCGAGGGAUUGAGUGGACUGACAAUCCCAUCAUCAUGGGUUUGGGAUAUGUUGGAUGAGUUUGUAUAUCAGCUCCAGGAAAGCUGUCACUGGAAAAUCAGAUUUUGUUCAUCUACUGGUAGCAUUGGAUAUGAUACUACGGAUACAAAGUCUGAAAUUGAGCAGAGGAUCAAAGAAACUGUGGGUAUCUGGUGUGUUCCAGUAGCUCUCGAGCUCUUACACGAGUUGGCAAACAAUCCAAUGUUCAAAUCUGCCUGUCAGUCUUCAAAGGAUGUGCAUUUGGAUACAACAAGUCUGAACUACCAACUCGGAUAUUUCGCAUCAAUUUGCUUAUUGAGACUUCAUGUGUUACUUGGAGACUAUUAUACUUCACUGACAAUGGCCUCAAACGUGGAUUUAUCCCCCAGAAGUUUGUAUUGGAAGAUUCCAGCCUGCAAUGUCACACUCAUCUACUACCUGGGGUUCGCGUUCAUGAUGCUAAGGAGGUACAACGAUGCUAUUCGAAUCCUCUCACAGUUACUGAUAUUCCUGACGAAACAAAGAAGUUAUCUCGUCUCACAAAGCUACCAACAAAGUGCCAUGAGUAAGCAAACUGAGAAGAUGUACCUCAUCAUCAUACUAUGCCAUGUUACAACCAGGAUAAAACUUGAUGAAACAGUAAUUCAAACAAUCAAGGAGCAGUAUUCCAACAAAUUCUACCAGUUACAAGUGGACAAUGAGGAUUCAUUUCGCGAUGUGUUCCACAAGGCAUGUCCGAAGUUUAUUGACCCAGCAGGUCCAAGUCUUAAACUAACUGAGUCACCCACCGUAAACGAGCCACUUCAGAGACAGGUUCAGAUAUUCCUCGAGGAGAUUAAUAAGCAGAGGAAAGUGAACGAGAUUUAUUCCUACGCAAAACUGUACCAUAAUAUUAGUUUAAAGAAACUGGGUGUUCUCAUGAACGCUGGUGAUGACCCGGAGGUACUCCGCUCCCAGAUUCUGUGUGCAAAGCACCAUGUGAGACAGUUCGUCUCAAACUCAUUCUCACUCUAUCACACGAACCUUCUUCAGACCUUCGGGGACAGAGAUGACCUGUACAUUGACCAGAAUGUUCUUCACAUUAAGAGUAAAAAGAACCAAAAGAUAUACGCGGAAUACUUUCUCCAGCAAAUUAACAAAUGUAAACAAACACUCAAUAACCUUCAGUCUAAAAGGGACGACCAACAGAAUAAGAAGGAGAAGGUUAAUGUAGUAUCACAAUAAUAAUGUAUUUUUCACA
Molecule: messenger RNA, 1751 nt
Organism: Theileria parva strain Muguga
Lineage: Eukaryota; Apicomplexa; Aconoidasida; Piroplasmida; Theileriidae
Product: RNA polymerase I-associated factor PAF67 family protein
Exons: 6
Coding region: 86-1735 (549 amino acids)
Biological process (GO): translational initiation
Cellular component (GO): cytoplasm; eukaryotic translation initiation factor 3 complex
Molecular function (GO): translation initiation factor activity
Source: RefSeq, a predicted model, not a curated record